CUAUGAAAUCUAUUUCCCUUGGGGGGUGGCUUAACUUUCAGAUACGCAUCUUGAUGUCAUAUUCUACUACCUGAGGAUUAAAGGAGUAGAAUUCCAGUUAGCGUAGAGGUACACAACGACAGGCACCCCGUUCCUUGAAUUACUGAAGACUUUAUGUGGUAGGUAUUUGAAGAAAGAACUAACAAUUGAGCAAGCUACACGGAAUAAGUCAAUAAGGAGCACGAUCAUUGGAGGCAAGAUGGAAUACGGUCAUCCAUGGCAGGAUGCAGAUUUCGUAUACAUGCCACUGAAUACGGGGAGCCAUUAGACAUUGCUGGUGAUGGACAUUAAUCAGAAGCUGUUUUUGCCAAGCCUCCAAAUGUUUCUACCAAAGCUUAUGGAUAAGCUGGGAGUGUGUGAAGGACGGGAAGAAGGUUCGAUUGGUGAUGGUGUCCUUGCAAUCGAAGCUGGAUCAUGCUUUCAUCAAAAAAAUGAUGGGUCUAGGUGUGGGAUGUUCGUAGUGAAGAUGGUGGAAUUUCUCAUGAUAGGCCAUAAUGUGCGCGAUAUGGAUGAUCAUAAAAUUGCCGCAUACCGGAAGAAAAUGACCACAGAGUUGUUGGCAUAUUUCGCAAUGUUGGAAUUAUGGACUGAGUUUCCGUUGAAAGCUGUCGUCGUUCAGCUUUGGUUUAGUGACUAUUAUGCAUCUAUUAUCGAUAAAUUUGGUUACAUUAGCCUUUUUGUGGUGGUAUUGAGUUAGGUCUUUAGGAUGUUUCUGAAUGACUUCUGGUGCUUGACUUGAAGUGUUGGCAGUUGUUGUUUAAGUUAUUUACUUAAGUUCGGUGUACUUUUCAUCAGAAAAUCAUGUUUGGUUGAUGUGCGUAGAUUAAGACAUGUCGUACUAUUGGUUUUUUGGAUAAACAGAUGUAGACCCCAUUAAUUAUAAUGUUAAGGGGAUCAUAAAAUGGAAGAAUAAGG
This is a messenger RNA of Cuscuta campestris, 954 nucleotides long. NCBI's taxonomy places the organism in Eukaryota, Viridiplantae, Streptophyta, Magnoliopsida, Solanales, Convolvulaceae. The record is from the annotation of a GenBank genome assembly.